Molecule: messenger RNA, 1759 nt
Organism: Contarinia nasturtii (swede midge)
Lineage: Eukaryota; Metazoa; Arthropoda; Insecta; Diptera; Cecidomyiidae
Product: 4-coumarate--CoA ligase 1-like
Exons: 6
Coding region: 340-1701 (453 amino acids)
Biological process (GO): long-chain fatty acid metabolic process; fatty-acyl-CoA biosynthetic process
Molecular function (GO): long-chain fatty acid-CoA ligase activity
Source: RefSeq, a predicted model, not a curated record
AACAGUAAAGUCAUUCUCAGAACACGCUCUUUUAACUCAGUCAGUUUUUACAGGAAAAAACACCUUUAUUUAUCUGUUUCAUUAAAAAAAAUGUGCUGUACAAAGUACAAUGAAGAAGCCAAAGAAUAGAGUGGUUAUGAUAGACCUCCAAUUUUCAAUCCGAAAAUCUCAUUAGGUCAUGUAAUCUUAAAAUCCUGUACGAUAUAUGAAUCAAAUAUUGCUCAAAUAAGCGACGAUAAUGGAAUUCAAUUGACUUUUGAUGAAAUUCGCCUAAAAACUAUUCGAGCCGCACAAAAUCUUCAAAAACUUGGAUAUGAGCCGAAACAGGUGUUUGGAUUGAUGGCAAAAAACUCACAUAAUGUCGCACCGAUUGUAUUUGCAUCGAUAAGUAUUGGAUGUCCAGUCAAUACACUAGAUCCAACAUUUGGAAAAGUCGAAUUGAUUCAUAUGCUCAGUAUAACAAAGCCAGCGCUGAUGUUUUGUGAUGUCGAGGCUUAUGAUUUGGUGAAAGAGUGUUUAACGGAAAUGGGAAAUGGUGCCAAAAUUUUCACAUUCGGUGGUAGUAAGGAUGGAUCAAAACCAGUUGAGGAUCUACUUUCAAAAACUGAAAAUGAAGACGAUUUUGUUCCGUUGAAUAUUGAUGGUGAAAAUGAAAUUGCUUUCAUUGCUUGUUCUAGUGGAACUACCGGCCUUUCAAAAGGAGUAUGCUUAUCGCAUGCAUCUCUUCUUAGUGUAAUGGACCGUGGCACUUCGAUAAAUUCAAGUGACGUGAUUUUAUGCUUCAGUUCUCUAUAUUGGCUGAGUGGGAUUGUUUUUCUCUUUUAUGGAACAUUAAAUGGAUCAACUCGUAUCAUUACAACCGACGCCUAUGCGCCAGAGUUGCAAUUACGUUUCAUCGAGCAAUAUAAAGUAACGGUUACGAUGAAUGCACCACAUCAUCUAACAUUGAUGCUGAAAAGUGCUGCGUUUGCUAAAACAGAUUUAUCAAGUUUAAAGCGACAGAUGACGGGCGGAAGUAGAACUCCCAUGAUUGUAAAAAAUGAGAUGAAUUCAUGUCUUCCGAAUGGGCGGGUAUAUGUUGGUUAUGGUCUGACCGAAAUCAGUGGCAUAGCUGCAAUUGACGAUCCUUUGUCAAAGGACAAGGACACUGUUGGCCGACUUAAUGUUGGAAUACAUGUUAAAAUAAUUGAUGAAAACGGCAAACGGUGCGGUAUUAAUGUUAACGGUGAAAUUUGCCUGAAAACGAACUAUAAAUGUUUGGGCUAUUACGAAAAUCCAAAAGCCACCAACGAAUUAUUUGACAGCGAAGGUUUUAUUUUGACCGGAGACGUGGGCCAUUUUGACGAACAUGGUUAUUUAUACAUUGUGGAUCGGAAAAAGGAAUUCUUGAAAUAUUGCAAUUCACAGAUUUCACCAUCAGAAAUUGAGAGCUUUUUGAUUGGAUCGCCACAUAUUAAAUCGGUGUGUGUAGUUGGAGUACCUGAUGAUUUUGCUGGUGAUUUACCAGCAGCCGUUGUUGUUAAAACUGAAGGAUCUAAUAUCACGGAAAAGGAUGUGUUUGAUUUAGUUUCAGAACACUAUUCGGACAUUUAUAAGCUUCGCGGUGGAGUUUUUUUCGUUGAUUCAUUGCCUGCAACUCCAUCGGGCAAAAUUUUGAGAAGAAAAGCUAAAGAGAUCGUACUUUCAUUAUUAAGUUCUUAGUUUUACACAUGCAUGUUUAUUCUGUUUAAGAUUUAAUCAAACAUUAUAUUGAAAUAUU